CUAACAGCAGCAGCAGAAAUCCACUUCCACACAACCAUGUCUGAGAGACUGCUCGUUCUUCGCGGCACCAUGCAUGCUCACACAGACGGUGUUACCGCCAUUGUCACUCCGAUGGACAACUCCGACAUGAUCCUCACUUCUUCCCGUGACAAAUCAAUCAUCGUCUGGAAUCUAAACAAGGAGGACGAGACCUAUGGUGUUCCCCGCCAUUCUCUUGUCGGUCACUCUCACUUUGUUCAGGAUGUUGCUCUCUCAUCCGACCGCCAGUUCGCUGUCUCCUGUUCACGGGACCGCGAGCUCCGUCUUUGGGACCUCAACACCGGAGCCUCCUUACACCAAUUUGUCGGUCACACCAAGGAUAUUCUCUCUGUUGCUCUCUCAAAGGACAACUGUCUGAUAGCGUCUGGUUCUCGUGACGGCACGAUUAGGGUUUGGAACACUCUCGGUGAGUGCGAAUACACCAUUAACGAUGCUCAUGCUGAUUGGAUUACCUGUGUUCGAUUGAGCCCCAGAGAUGUACAACCAUUCAUAGUUUCAACUUCAUGGGAUAGAACUGUGAAGGUUUGGCGUCUGAGCGAUGGCAAGCUGAUAAACACUCUUGUUGGACAUUCUAGAUAUGUAAACACUCUUGCUGUUUCACCUGACUGUUCUCUCUUGGCUAGUGGUGGCAAAGAUGGAGUUAUCAUUAUCUGGGAUAUUGUGUCCAAGGGAAAGAGACUUUUCUCUCUUAACACCGGUUCUAUUAUUCAUGCUUUAUGUUUCUGUCCUAAUAGGUACUGGGUUUGUGCUGCAACUGAGUCAAGCAUCAUGAUCUGGGAUUUGGAGAGCCAGACAAUUGUUGAGGAUUUGAAGAUUGACCUCAAGAAUGAAGCUGAUAAUACUACCACCGCCGGCGGUAGCUCUACCGACAAGGUUAUCUACUGUACAAGUUUGAACUGGAGUGCUGAUGGAACCACCCUGUUCAGUGGAUACACUGAUGGUGUUGUUAGAAAAUGGGGCUUUCACAGUUGUUAGGGAAAUUUAAAGCAAUGUUUUGUGCAUCUUAUUUAUUUUUGUGACUGUUUUGAGAGUGAAUUUGUAAAAUUAAUAAGAGAGUGAAAUAUUUACUAGUAGAAUU
Lathyrus oleraceus (garden pea) is the source of this 1117-nucleotide messenger RNA. Its product is annotated as guanine nucleotide-binding protein subunit beta-like protein. The coding region runs from base 37 to 1014 and encodes 325 amino acids. Gene Ontology annotation, molecular function: protein binding; ribosome binding; translation regulator activity. The record is from RefSeq and is a predicted model, not a curated record. The transcript has a single exon. NCBI's taxonomy places the organism in Eukaryota, Viridiplantae, Streptophyta, Magnoliopsida, Fabales, Fabaceae.